This is a messenger RNA of Candidozyma auris, 2094 nucleotides long. Its product is annotated as phosphoprotein phosphatase. Bases 1 to 2094 code for a protein of 697 amino acids. The transcript has a single exon. NCBI's taxonomy places the organism in Eukaryota, Fungi, Ascomycota, Pichiomycetes, Serinales, Metschnikowiaceae. Gene Ontology annotation, molecular function: phosphoprotein phosphatase activity. The record is from RefSeq and is a predicted model, not a curated record. Gene Ontology annotation, cellular component: cytoplasm.
AUGGUCAACUUACCAAAGCGGUGGGUUCGAAAUAUCGUGAACGUGGGCGUUGUGCUUAUGUUGGUGGUGCUUUUGCUUGUGUUGGCCAAUGAUAACAAUAUCUUUUCUGUGUCGUUCUUGGACAUCCACAAGCCAUGGAGGUUUGGCCAGGACCAGAGCUGGCAACCGUAUGUGGUGGACGUUUCCAUAGAGCAGGUGUUGAAGAUCAAGCUGACGAAGCCGCGGGAGGUUGUGAAGGAUGAGACAAAGGGAGAAAUGGGAGACUUGCAUCUGAACGGAUUCUGGGCGGCGGUGCCGAAAGACCUCAUGCUUGGUUCCUCGUGGUUGCAUAAACAGUACUUGGCAGCGAAGUUUGUUGGGAAAGACUACUUGAAGACACACCCGCAUGAUGUGAUUGUGGACUUUGCUGUGAGUGAUCCAGAGGUGGAUGGGAAAAUCAAGAAUAAUGCAAAAGCUCUUAUUCCAGAGAGAGUGCUCAAGGAUAUACACAAGUCGAGGAUAUUCGAUGAGGAGGACCGUGCUGCGCUUGAGGAAGCCAAUAAAGGGGAAAAGUUGGAUGGGAAGGUUGAUUUGGAUGAGAUCUUGCGGUUGAAGCACGAGCAGGAAAGCCAGGCGGAAGAUUUACGGGCCGAGACCGAGAAGGAGAAGGAGAAGGAGAAGGAGAAGGAGACGGAGAAGGAGGCGAAAGCGAAGGAGGAGCAAAUACUGAACGAUGACAAGGUGGACCAGAAAGAGGAUGAAAAAAGCGACGAGAAUGAAGCUGAAAGAGAUGGCCCUGUGAAGAGAACGAGGGAGCUGUCGUACAAGUCGCUUCAAGGUUAUUACCUCAUUCCAAAACCCGAACAACUCAAGAAAGCCAAAUGGAAGAAACUCAGCCAUGGUUUAUGGGUUAAGUAUGGGCCAGUUGGCAAGCAGGCAGUAGUUAACAUAGAUGUGGUUUUUGGGCCUGAUGCUGUGGUGCCCUUUGAAGGUGCUACUGUGCUUAAGCAACCUCUACAUGUUGGUGGCCGCAAAGGCAUGGAACCAAGAUUAGUGUUCCAUACACGACAGACCGAUUAUAGACACAAGCAGAUCCAGGAAUUGCGUUUCAACAAGAGUGGCAAAUUCAAGGUGCUCCAGAUCGCCGAUACUCAUUUCUCCACUGGCGUGGGGAAGUGCCGGGACCCUGUUCCAGAUGAGCCAGAUUGCGAGGCCGAUCCAAGGACCGUCAAAUUUAUUGAAAGGGUGCUCGACAUCGAGAAGCCCGAUUUUGUGGUCCUCACUGGUGACCAAGUGUGGGGAGAAGAGGCGCCUGACCCAGAUACUGCUCUCUUUAAAGCUGUCACGCCCCUCGUGGCUCGCAAAAUCCCAUACGCUAUGGUGAUGGGCAAUCACGACGACAAGCUGAUCUAUUCCCGAGAAGAUAUGAUGUUCCUCUCAACGUACUUGCCCUACUCGAUGUCUGCACUUGGGCCCGAGGAAGUGGAUGGGUACGGUAACUACGGCAUACUUGUGAGGAGCAGCAAGUUUCUGAAAAAGGGCGUGGCAGCAUUCUACUUUUUAGACUCCCAUGGAUAUUCAAAAAAUCCAAAGGUUACGCCUGGAUACGAUUGGUUCAAGGACAGCCAGAUGUGGUGGCUCGAGAACGAGUCGGGUCUCAUGAGGGAGCAGAUGGUGAAGGAGAAGCCGCUCGCAAUGGCGUUUUUUCAUAUCCCGAUCCCUGAGUAUCGCAACCUUGACCAACCUUUCAUUGGUGAACACAGAGAAGGAAUCACUGCUCCCAACUACAACAGUGACAUGAGGACGCAUUUCGCCCGAGCCAACGUGCAAGUUGCAACCGUGGGGCACGACCAUUGCAAUGACUAUUGUCUCUUGGACACACACAACAAAGGCGACGAGAAGUACGAGUCGCAGAUGUGGCUCUGCUACGGUGGGGGUGUGGGCCUUGGUGGUUACGGAGGCUACGGCGGGUAUGUGAGGAGAAUGAGAAUUUAUGAGUUGGACGAGAACGAAGGCAGCAUCAAGCUGUGGAAGAGAACUGAGUCUGAUCCUGAUACGAUCAUUGACAAGCAACGGAUCGUUGACCAAGGGAAAGUCGUCAACUUCAAGGAGUAG